AUGACCGCGGUCGCCGCGAGCGGGGACGUCGCGAACGCCCUCGCGUACGUCCGCGCCGUGCGCGAGCGCACGGACGGGGCGCGAUACGCCGAGUUCCUCGAUGCGAUGCAGGCGUUCAAGCGCGGGACGAUCACGCCCGGAAUCGUGGUGCGACGCGUCCGGGCGUGCCUCAAGGGACACGACGAUUUAUUGGACGGCUUUCGAGCAUUUCUCCCAGAGGGGUACGCGACGACGCGAGACGUCCCGAGCCGGGCGCGCGGGACCAAGGCGGGCGGAAGCGGACGCGGGCGACCGCGAAAGGUUCGCCCGGACGACGACGCGGACGAGCGAGAGGCGCCGGUGAACGAUACCAGGUUGGCGAGCGGGCAAGACUUGCUCCAGAGGAUUCGCGCGACGUACGCGGAUGAAAUCGAGGUGUACGACGCGUUCUUGCAGACGCUCAUUAAAUUCAGGAAUAAACAGUUUAGCGCCGAGGAGGUGGUUCAGAAGUGCGCGGUGCUAUUUUAUGAUAAUCCACAGUUACUAGAGGGCGAGGAUGGACUCGCAACGUUCGUGCCGAAGAGCUGCAAGCCGCCGAGGCGGUCAUCUUGGUUUGAGUGGCGACCGUCGAUACACCAUCGCUUCGGAAGCGAGAGCUUCCGGUUGUUCGUUCGAACGCUUUUGAUGUGUGAGUACAGGAGUCGAGGAAAUCCACCGGAGCCGAACAUGCGACGUUGGCGGCUCAUGGAUGACGACAGCGACGAAUCGGACUCGGAUGAUUAUUCGUCGUCGGAAGAGAGCGAAGACGAGAGCUCGGUGUCGAUCAAGAAGGAGUGCGGGACGCUCCGUCCGGAACAGAUUCCGGAAAAAUACAAUGGUCCGCGUCACGAGCGAAUACUGAGUAAUUUCGAACGGCUCACGUUGGAGCUCAAACCUAAGGAUGAAGAGUAUUGCUGGGCGGACACGAAAGCGGUUCGGCAAGCGAGGGAGAGCAAGGAGGAAAUUGAUCUCCGGGGCAAGCGCGGUCGCGGAGAGGAGCGAGACUUCACACACACACCACGAGAGUCACCUUCACCACCGCCAUCGUUCCGUAAACGACGCGCGAGCGCGCGAAUCACCGCCAAGGUGAACCGAGGAAUCGUGUACAAUCGAUAUCGCUCGCUCACGUCGCCGGACGGCUUGGGGCGGGGCGGUAGGAUGCGAAUGACUCGGUCCAUGGGCACGGUGGACAACGAUUUGCCCGCGAAGAAGAACGUGAAUUUGACAAUCUCCCGCGAUGAGUCGAAGAUGUCGCCGCUGUGCGCCGAGCGCGUGGGAUUACACUCCCUUCCGGCCAAUGUCAUCGAGCUCAUCAUAUUGAAGUACGCAACGCAGGAGGGAGACGCCGAGUUAAACCAGAUUCGCGAAUUUCUCGUGAAAUCGCUCACGAAGAGCAGGCUCAGUCGAUGA
This is a messenger RNA of Ostreococcus tauri, 1428 nucleotides long. RefSeq names its product Paired amphipathic helix. The record is from RefSeq and is a predicted model, not a curated record. NCBI's taxonomy places the organism in Eukaryota, Viridiplantae, Chlorophyta, Mamiellophyceae, Mamiellales, Bathycoccaceae. Gene Ontology annotation, biological process: regulation of DNA-templated transcription. Gene Ontology annotation, molecular function: transcription corepressor activity. Bases 1 to 1428 code for a protein of 475 amino acids. The transcript is spliced from 4 exons.